UCUAGUAUGGGCUAUACAUCCUAUGAAGCUUUGACAGUACGUUCUUGGUUUCGAUGCAUUUUGCAAAUGUUCAUAGAUCAACCGACUGGUAUGCUGACCAAGACAGAUGCUGAGCGAACAGUUGGAAAAGCCUAUAUGGAACAGCUGACUGAAAUGACAAGACUGAUUUUUAAACUCCCAGAAGUAGAAAACAUUCUUUCAAAGGCUCAUGUUGAAGAGUCAGUUUUCAAGCAAGACCCUAAAAAUGCUCUUGUGCAAUUCAUUAAGGCUCUUGGUAGAACUUACAGUGGCCUUCAGACACUCCCUGAGAAAUCUGCCAUGGUAACAAAGACUCUGGAGUAUUUAGGUGACGUAUUGAAGUAUGUAAAACCUUAUCUGAAGGUAAAAGGACCUCCAGAAGGUCUGCAGCUUACAUAUUGGAUCAUAGGGUGUCUGGUAAAGUUCUGGGCACCGAUACUGGCUACUUCCAAAGCACAGCAACUCCUGUUCCGCAUCGUGGAUUGCUUACUGCUGCCACACUCUGUGCUCCAGCAGGACAAAGAGCUGCCUGUGGCUUUGCUGUCUGCCAUUCAGGAAAGCCUACCUCUUUAUCUUCAG
Pterocles gutturalis (yellow-throated sandgrouse) is the source of this 597-nucleotide messenger RNA. RefSeq names its product MMS22-like, DNA repair protein (gene MMS22L). Gene Ontology annotation, cellular component: nuclear replication fork. Gene Ontology annotation, biological process: double-strand break repair via homologous recombination; replication fork processing. The annotation marks the transcript as partial. The record is from RefSeq and is a predicted model, not a curated record. NCBI's taxonomy places the organism in Eukaryota, Metazoa, Chordata, Aves, Pterocliformes, Pteroclidae. The transcript is spliced from 4 exons.